CAGACAUUCAGCUAACGUAAAAGUUGGAAAGGCAACUCACCGUUGCUUCAGUCUCGGUCCGCCGGCCGGCAAUAUCGGGGUGAUAUUUUGCAUGUUAUUGUUCAUUUCGAAUUAACCAUCCCCUAUAAUACCCUCACGUGUGCUCACAUCCCUCCACCAAACGUCGCUGAUUUUCGUGGGAACCGCUGAAAGUACCAGAUUAAAUUUUCACAGAAUGCAGUUUGAUUAAUUUCGAAGUUAUCUCGGGGGUUGAUGAGCGAAUGUUGGAAGAGGUCCUGUGAGGAAUUUUAUCAUGAAGGAGACAGCAUAUUGUGCAACAAUUGCGGAAAGUCAUGGUUUUUUCCCACUCGAUAUGCAAAUCCUGGUUUUAAUCCGCCUGCAAACGACGGUGAAUUUUCCUUUCGGAUGUCCUGACGCCAGGCGAUGAGGGAUCAGUUGAGGGAUUGACCGAGGAUGAUCCUGUGUUGACCAACAUUGAGUCAUCCUUGGCGGAAACUUUCUCCUUUCCUUCAGCUCAUCGAAAAGAUAACGAAUCUUUCCAUGCAGCUGUGGGAAAAUGACUUUUCCCCACGCGAUCGAAAAUAAACUUUUCUCAUGCGAUAUCUGGUCUCCAAAAAUCGUCGGAGCUAUUCUCCACCACCCUCGAAUUAUUAUUAUUAUUAUUUCAUUUGAUUGCACUCCUUAAUUACUGAAUCAGCCAGAUUAAUAGAUAUUUUGCUUGCGCAGAAGACCUUAUUAACAACAAAUUCAGUAUCAUUCGACUUUCCCAUAGAAUUUUCCUGUUUCCCAGGGGAAUUUUGUUUCAUUCAGUAGUAUUUCCAGAAGAGUUAGGUUCAAUGAGGUACAUGGGGGUGAGAGACAAUUUAUAAAUGGAAGGGAAAGUAAAUCUGGCCUCGUGGAGAACGUACCCGCAGAGGCAUUGAACGCCAAUGGUUAGGGCUGAUCACGUUCUACCCUGAUUGGUCACUCACCCGAUAUACAAUCCUCUUCAGAAAAUCGCCUCUAGACUCGCAUCAGUCUGUUGAGAAUAUCGGCUAUACUCCGGGGGGAGGGGUCUAGGUAGAUACCAGAGUAGAGUAGACGGACUUUCCCGUGGGAUUUUCCUUGAAGAAGCUUCGGUUGAACUGAUGAUAUUUGGUGCGCGAAGAGAAAAGUCGGAGAAAAAUUACCGUUCUCGUUCACCGAUGUGGGAUUGAAUGAACAAAGAGAAAAGAAAUUUCUUGUCAGUUCCUCUUCCAAUAAUUCAUCACAUGUCGCAAUUAACCGUCGGUUAUUUAUGGGAUCCUCUUACGAAAAAAUGUCGUAACACUUUCUUGUGGGAAAUCCCUUCCUCUGGAAAAAAUAAUAAGGAAACUUCCUAGUAAUACCUGUUGUGACCGAGAUAAUUAAGAAAUUGAUCAAACGAGCUUCAUCGAUCCAAAACGCCGGGCAAUAUCCUUCAAAGGUAAUAUUCAGUUGUAGUGUUUCGAUACGUGACAAGACCAUGAACAUGCAUAACACGAUGGGACUCUUGGCAUCGACCUUGAUAAUAUCGAGGCCAUUGCGAAAGGAGUAUGAUCUCGAGCAGAAGAUCGAGGUGGAGAUCAAGAUGCGGGAGGGAUCGGCAAGACUUUUGGCAGCGGCAAGGCACAGGGCUCAGAGUCUCGAGGCUGCCAGGGCUCUUCUCACUUCAAAUGAGAGGAUGUCUGCGUAUAUGGCAGAGCUACAACGACGUAAGAAAGAGGCCAUUAAUAAACCGAGUAAUCCAGUGAGCACAGCGAGAGUAUCACUGUCCGAGCUGAGAGUACCCCUAAUGUGGCGUGAUUCUGAUCAUUUUAAAAAUCGUGGUGACUACAGACGUUUUGCUGUAUUCUGCCUGGCGCGAAUUGGCACUGAAAUACAUGACACUGCAUUACUAUGCCCCGUUGAUCGGGCGCUAACUGACAUCACGUUUCCAGAUGUUCUACUCUUCAAUAACGUCCCAGCGGAUUUUGAAUUGACCCUGGAAAUUUACAGCCACAUUCUCCAAGAAGACCUCAGUAUCGCCAGUACUCCUCGCAGAAUUAAACGCACGAUUCACUCAUCAAUAUCGAAGACGGUCGGGAAGAAGCUGGCAGCUUCCCUCAGGGACGAGUUGAAUUCUGGAAAAAUUGGUCCCCACUUCGAGCUUAUGGCCUCCGCUAAGUUGACCCUUGAUGACACCGAUGAGAAUAUUCACACUCAUGACUUAGCUAUCAGUAAUCUGGAGAAUAAACAUCACGCUUUGCCAUUGUUUGGCCACUUCUGCUGUCGUCUUGCUGCCCAGCCAGAUUGCAUGACGAAAGAGGUUGUAACGGGAAAUGUUAAUAUCAAUGGAAGGGACUGCUGGGCUCGCCUCCAAAAUUUCACUAUUCAGAGCUGGGAGUCCCGGAAAUUGGCCGAGGGAGAGCAAAAUCCAAUCUCAACGAUAUUAAUCAACAGAGAGACUUCAAUUCAGCCUACGAAAUGCCAAAAAGAGUUGAAAGUAAUCAACACCUCAGACGGCACCGAGAAGUCCGCAAUUCUAAAGUUGGAUUCGCCUGAAGAGGCCCAGAAGUGGUUGAGGCACUUGACACUUCACGCAAAGGACCACGAGAGGUGGAAGCACGCGGCUGAAACAAUUCAAGAGGUACCCUGCAUCGAGAGUGCCAGGAAUUCCUUCAUAAGUAGUAAGCGACAGGGCUCCCUGUACGAUGAGACACCCCUAAUUGAGUCUGUGCAAUCAGACUACACAUCCCACACUAGGCCAACAGUUCAGGAAAUUUUUGGCCUAACUCCGAGCACAAGUUUGAGCAGCUGCAGCUCCAACAGUCCCCCGAGUCAUCGUUCUCGCUCCCUCAGCACCAGUGGCACAAGAAAAUUGAGUGCAGCUGCCAUUAAAUCUCACUGGCCAUUUUCCAAUAAACAUCAUGAUUAAAAAUAACAGUUUAGAGAGUAGAUAAGAUCGACCAGCUCUUAAUGAGCCACGAUAAUACUCAGAAUUAAUGAAAAAUACAAUUAUUACGAGGCAAUUUGCAAUUCCAAGGAUCGGAAACAAUCCGCAAAAUUUCGUUGCAUUUUUCACCCCAAGACUGAAUCAAUCGACAAAGUUCAGAUCUGAUUGAUGAUUUGUUCAUUCGUAGAUUUAAUACUGUCGCCAUAUUCAGUUGAUUGAUUUGUUUCAAUUUAAUUGGUUGAAGUAAGGGUAUUUCUCCCCUCAUUCCUGAUUUUUCUACUAGAUGGAUCAUUAUUAAUUGUUCACGAGUAGAGAAGAAUUAAUUUUUCCAAGGAGUGUGAGGUCGUACUGAUUGACAAUCUGAUUGCUGAUUUUGUGGAGAUUUACUAAGUGUUUUGAGAACUUCUUGGAAUAAAAGUAACUUGACAAAUGUUUUUUGAAGUUAA
Molecule: messenger RNA, 3378 nt
Organism: Diachasmimorpha longicaudata
Lineage: Eukaryota; Metazoa; Arthropoda; Insecta; Hymenoptera; Braconidae
Product: rhotekin-like
Exons: 4
Coding region: 1484-2914 (476 amino acids)
Biological process (GO): septin ring organization; actomyosin contractile ring assembly; mitotic cytokinesis
Cellular component (GO): actomyosin contractile ring
Source: RefSeq, a predicted model, not a curated record